UAAACGAUAGUAUUAACGUAUUCUUCUUCUUCUUCUUAUAUAUGUAAUGUAUAUGUAAUAACAUACAACUUGUAAAAAUAAUACACCUUAUUUUGGAUAUAUAGACAAAAAUUUAUACAAUAUGAUGUAUUGAUGUUAUUUUUAUUUGAAGAAUCAAUGAACAAAAUUCUUUACCACCAUACUUAUUUUACCAUCAAUGAUUUAACCUUGAUGGAUUUAAAUCAUUUAACUUAUAAAAUUAUAAAAUGUUAUAUAAAGCUUACAGUUCUAUUUACUAAGUGAAUUUGAUAUCAAUGUGAACGAACUUUUUGAUGAAUUCUUUAAACUACAACAGUCAAUCUUAUUUUCUAAUUUUGUUUUAAACGUUCAAUUUGAUUAAAUUAUAAUAACACCCCCCAACUCCCCACAUCUUCGCUAGAAAACAAAAGCCGUCAAUAAUUCUUAUAAAAGCGGCAUGUUUAACCAAACACACAGUGACUUCAUCAUACCGACAGGUGGCAGUGUUUAUUCAAGUAUGAAGGUGAAAGCAGCUCUUCUGUAGACUCAUGGACCAGGGUCUCCUUAGUUUGGACCAAGGUUCAGAUUCUUGACUAUAACCAGAGUGUGUGUACGUGUGUGUAUGUUUCGGUGCGUGUGUGCAUGCAGGACAAACACGUCUCCAGUCUUGACGUCUCUGCAGUCAGCUGAGUGUGUGCGUGUGUGUGCACGCGCUCUCUCCCCUACGACCUUCUGUCCUACACUGCGAUACUGAGUGACUUCCUCUUUUGUUCUUCAGUCACAUGAAGCAGCAGCUUCACGUUGAAUCCACUUUUGUUUAGACUGGAUCUGAUUUGGACCCAAUUCCACGUCACUCACUCCCACACCAAACCUCAUGGAGAAAAUCAAUGAUUUGAGCUCACACAGACACGGCAGUUGUUAGUUUAUGUGUCUAUGGUUGUACUGUUCCAGGGUCAGAUUCACCUCAGUGACAUCAACUGACCACAGGAGGCAGCAGUGGCCCAGCAGCUUCUGGUCAGAAACUCUACAGUUGAAAGUUUUUUUUCUUCUUCGUGAAGUCACGUACAUUUAGAAUCUCAAACUAAUGAUACUUUAAAAUCUAAAAUUAUUAAAAACCUGGAAUCUGUCUGCCCUUUGCUGCCUCCUGCUGGCACUGCUGAAAGAGCAGAAAGGGGAGGGCGUAGCUGAGGGGCCCCUCUCUUUGGUCAGAGUGAAGAGUCUCAGGAGUGUGGAUCAGAGUGCAGUGUAAACACAUGAUGGACUGCAGUGCUCUGCAGGUUCUGGCCCUUCUUCUGGACCUGCUGGCCUGGUUCUGUGCUCUCAGCACCGCCCUGCUGCCGUGCUGGCUCACCAUGUCCACGCCACUGCUUCCCAUGGAGAGCUACCAGCUGGGUCUGUGGCAGAGCUGCGUUGUCCAGGAUGUGGGUGGGACCGAGUGUCGGGCCUAUGACAGCCUGCUGGGUCUUUCUGAGAACCUGAAGUUGGCUCGGCUCCUCAUAUGCUCUUCCCUGGUCCUGGGAAUGUUGGGAAUCCUGUUAUGUGGCACUGGACUGGAGUUGGUCAACAGCUGUGAAGACAGGAUGAAGAGGACUCUGAGUGGGGUGGGUGGGGUUCUGGCCCUGCUGUCUGGACUCCUGUGUCUGCUCCCGGUGUCCUUCGUGGCCCACUUUGCGGUCAAACACUUCUUUGACGACACCGUUCCUGAGGUGGUUCCUCGAUGGGAGUUUGGAGACGCCCUCUACUGCGGCUGGGCGGCAGGUUUCCUCCAGAUUGUGUCUGGGCUGCUCUUCGUCUCCCACUGCUGGUGGUGGCAGACACAACUGCAACCUCAGCCUGAGGUGGCGCUGCAGAGCAGGAGGCAGGUAAUGAAUGUGAAGACUCGCUGUGAGUACGUUUGACUUCAAGACCCUGAUGUGGAUCUGGUCUUCAUCUCUAGAGGCUGUAGGUCCAAAAAGGAAAGUUGGGUCGACUGCCCCCCCCCAUCUCAUCUUUAUCGGCUGCCUAAGACCUGUCUAAGACUGACUGAACGACAGGAAGGUGACGUUUGUGAACAACGGAAUCUUUCAGAAAAAAAUUACAGAUUUUAAUCCAAAGAGAAAACAGAGCUGUUGGUCUACUGCUGCCCCCUGUGGUCAGUAUGGAUUACUGAAGUUAGGAGUGUGUGAUUACAGGUUUUCUUAUGACAUUAUUAGUUGGCUUUUGAGUCACAAUCUGGUUCCAGCAGCAUGGGGUGCUCUGUCGGUACUGAGUCCUAGUUCCUGCUGUAACUGUAAAGAAAUGUUGUCGUUUUUUUAACAUGACUAGAUUUAAGUUGAUUGUUAGACAGGAUCUAGAAUCUUUAAUCCCUGAUUUUCUCCUGAUUCUGUUGAAAAACACAUUUAUAUAGAAAUAAAACUAAACAUUUCACCAUCAACUGAAGUUUGGAUGAGAUUUUUCUCUGUGGCUUCAGGUGAAACCACCAGGAGUUCAGAAGAACUGCUGAGAUAAUCUGUCUUUAAUGACCACAGG
Cynoglossus semilaevis (tongue sole) is the source of this 2505-nucleotide messenger RNA. RefSeq names its product claudin-22-like. Gene Ontology annotation, cellular component: membrane; bicellular tight junction. The coding region runs from base 1251 to 1895 and encodes 214 amino acids. The transcript has a single exon. Lineage: Eukaryota; Metazoa; Chordata; Actinopteri; Pleuronectiformes; Cynoglossidae. The record is from RefSeq and is a predicted model, not a curated record. Gene Ontology annotation, molecular function: structural molecule activity.